Arachis duranensis is the source of this 1479-nucleotide messenger RNA. RefSeq lists its product as uncharacterized. NCBI's taxonomy places the organism in Eukaryota, Viridiplantae, Streptophyta, Magnoliopsida, Fabales, Fabaceae. Gene Ontology annotation, cellular component: endoplasmic reticulum. The transcript has 4 exons. Gene Ontology annotation, molecular function: catalytic activity. Gene Ontology annotation, biological process: GPI anchor biosynthetic process. The record is from RefSeq and is a predicted model, not a curated record. Bases 73 to 1464 code for a protein of 463 amino acids.
CCAAAUACUUAUGCAGAUUGCAGCAUUCUUUUUUAGCAAUUAACUAAGGAACUAGUUUUCUUGUGUUGCAAGAUGCUGAGUGUGAUUCGAGGAAAACUCGGCCGGCUUUGUUCCAAGAUAUGGUGGACUCUAUGGAAGCGUCCGAGGUCUAAAGUUGUUAUCAGAAGAUUCAGGAAACUGAGCUGCAAGAGUCAAUCAAGAGCAGAACUUUGGAAGUGUGACAAGAAAGCUACAAUACACUCAAAUGGUGGCGAAGCUGGAAGGCCGAUUCGUGUGGCGACAUUCAAUGUUGCCAUGUUUUCUCUUGCUCCUGCAGUCUCAGAAUUGGAUCAUGGACAAGGAGGAUCCAACAGGAAGAAUUCCAAAAUGGUUGAAUUUCCAAAGAGUAUACUAAAGCAAUCUCCAUUGCAUUGUGAUAGCAAGAUUGUUCCAAGAUCAAACUUGAAGGUUUCAAUUAAUCUUCCUGAUAAUGAGAUCUCAUUGGCAAACAGUAGAUUGCUUGCAUCAAUGAGGGAAAAAGAAGGGACAAGCGUUCCUGCUCGCUCCCCGGUGUGCUUUCCUUUCCUUAUGAAUCAGUAUGAGGGCAUUGACAAGUUGACAAGCAGCAGAAGCAUUCUAGAAGUUCUCCAGGAGAUCGACGCGGAUGUGGUGGCACUGCAGGAUGUGAAGGCUGAGGAAGAGAAAGGGAUGAGGCCUCUCUCUGAUUUGGCAGGUGCCUUGGGGAUGAAGUAUGUGUUUGCUGAGAGUUGGGCACCAGAAUUUGGAAAUGCCAUCUUAUCCAAAUGGCCUAUUAAGAGGUGCAGAGUUCAGAAGAUUGCUGAUGAUGAAGAUUUCAGGAAUGUGUUGAAGGCCACAAUUGAUGUGCCAUGGGCAGGGGAAAUCAAUUUCCACUCUACUCAACUUGAUCAUUUGGAUGAGACUUGGAGAAUGAAGCAAGUCCAUGCCAUAAUCCAUUCCAAUGACCCUCCUCACAUCUUGGCAGGAGGUCUCAAUUCUCUUUGUGGAGCUGAUUACUCGUCUGAGCGAUGGAAUGAUAUUGUUAAGUACUAUGAGAAGCUAGGAAAGCCAAGACCAAAGACAGAUGUGAUGAACUUGAUGAAGUCAAAAGACUAUGUUGAUGCAAAGGACUAUGCAGGCGAAUGCGAACCCAUCGUCAUCAUCGCCAAAGGCCAAAAUGUGCAGGGGACAUGUAAGUAUGGAACAAGGGUGGAUUACAUUUUGGCUUCGCCUAAUUCGCCAUACAAAUAUGUUCCAGGUUCAUACUCAGUGAUUUCUUCAAAGGGAACUUCUGAUCACCACAUUGUGAAGGUGGACAUUGUGAAAAUGAACACUUUUGCUCACAGACAAUGCAAGAAGCUAAAGAAUAAGGUUGUGAGAAUAAGAACACCGCCUUGUUCUGCUUCUGCAACUGAUGUAUGCAAAUCAGCACCAUCAUACUUGAUUGAAACCAAGCCACAAAUUUGAUAUAACAUUCUGCUA